This is a messenger RNA of Notolabrus celidotus (New Zealand spotty), 1064 nucleotides long. It is a transcript of the gene cfap119, whose product is annotated as coiled-coil domain containing 189. The transcript has 9 exons. NCBI's taxonomy places the organism in Eukaryota, Metazoa, Chordata, Actinopteri, Labriformes, Labridae. The record is from RefSeq and is a predicted model, not a curated record. The coding region runs from base 170 to 988 and encodes 272 amino acids.
AAGUGAUCGAAGGUCGGUUUGGGUAAACAUAAAAUAGUAUGACCGUUGUAUUUUUUAACGAUAUCAAUUACAGAGGUGUGCUCGUUGCUGCCUAUUGUGCUAUUAGCUGUCAACUUUAACGGUUUGCUGAAUGUAGGCCUAAAACUUGGUCAAUUAAUACAAUUGAAAAAUGGAUACGAAAAUCAAGGUAGGCCUACCACAGGCCCUGAGAGCCAAAGUGAUGCUAUGGACAGAUGUCACCUACCAUGACAUGGAGCAGAUUGACAAGAUGCAGUCUCUUCCUGAUCUGGAGAGCACUCUAAGCAAUGUGCUUGGAGUUGACCUGCCUGAACCAAAAAGAGGAGUUCUGCUGGAGUUGUAUGUCCACACUGUGCUGUUUUGCAGAGAGAGUAGCCUCAACAAGGAACAAACUUCUGCUCUGUUGUCCAUCAUCAAGUCUGUUCAUGAGGCUAACAUUGAAACCCCACUCAACAACAUAGAGGAGUGUUUCAAAUACUGCAAGGAGCUACUUCUCUGUCAUUCAGUCAGGCGACCUCCCUUCAGUAUUAGCCUCUUCAGCCCUGAUGAGGGAAGCUGUAUCAUAAAGUACAUCUAUAACAGCUAUGUGAGGCACUACAAACUUUACAAAUAUAUUUUUACUCCACAGGUUAAACUUGAUUUAUCUUUGACUUACUCUGAAAGCCCAAAUCAGGAUGAACCUACUGCAGAGGAUUCAUCUUUUAAAGAUGCUGAAAAUCUGAAGGAACCAGUUGUAACAGAAGCAAAAGAAGACAGCUCUCCUGAAAAAAAAGAGGUACCCACUACAGAGCCAGAGGAUGCCAUACUGGGUUCAAAGUCAGAGCUGAAGACACUGAUAGAGAAAGAAGUCAGAGAGCAGAUGACGCUUGUGUCCGGGCAACUUGAUCAGCGCAUGAAAGAAAUAGCCAAUCAGCACAACAGUACGCCUCAAUCCCCACAGCCCAACAACAACAACAGGGCCAAAAAAUAACAGACAUCUCAAAAACAAAAUUGGACAACUCCAACAUAUGCUUUAUUGUUAAUAAAUCUUUUUUUCAAAGCCAAAA